AUGCCCAGCGACGACCAACUGGGACCUCCGUCUUUUCAGGCGGUUAACAAAAUGAGUUCUAGAUCAAAAGGUUCUUUGGGCGUAAACGGUGUUUCUUCUUCGCGGCCACCGACAUCUAGUAUCGUGUUUCUCCCCAACAGCCCCGCGCCGGUGCAAAAUGUCCCCAACACCGGCUUUCAGUUGCCAUCGAAUACUAGUGCCGCCACCUCUUCCGAAAAUGCGCAAGCCGAGAGUGGCAGGUCAUCGCCUAGGUCCUCUGAAGGGCGGUCGGAUGGAGAAGCUCCCCGUUCCCCCACGAAGAAUAAGAAGAAAAAGGGUCAGAAGUUCUUUUGCAAAGGGUAUGGGACCUGCAAUCUAUCUUUCACCCGGAGCGAGCAUCUGGCACGACAUAUCAGAAAACAUACGGGAGAGAGGCCUUUCAAUUGCCACUGCGGUCGUGCCUUCUCCCGUCUCGACAAUCUCCGGCAGCACUCUUCGACGGUUCAUGCAGACGAACCGAUACCAGAUGAUUCGCUGGCAGCUGUAAGCAGCCGCUAUCAGCGGCACCAGAGGACCGAGCGUACCCGGCAAACCGCCCGCACAGCAAACCGCUCUAAGCCCCGCUCAAAUUCGGGCCCCAAACCUCCUACUUCAGGACCCGGAUUGUCAGGGCAUUCACAACCACAAACCCCACCGCAGCCUUCACAACCUUUGGGGGCCACGCAGGCUCCAGGGGCCUUUACAGAUACCCCGGCAAAAUAUCAAUCAGGUUUACAAGAUUCGUGGGGGGGAGUUACAGGGCCCAGAAACUAUGGCGGGGUCUCACAGGUUCCACAGACCCCACAUAACCCUUCACCACAUCCAGUGGAGAUGCACCAGAGGCACGAGGCACGUCAGAGGAAUCGACCCGAGCCAAUAAUGUUGCCAGAUCUCACAUCUCCAUUUGAAAAUUAUCGAAACAAUACGCCUCCUGAAUCGCCCGCUUCCGUACUCGGUUCGCGUGAGAAUUCGUUUUAUCAGGGCCGGCGAGCGUCGUUUACCCAACCACUUGCGUCAAACAUGACAACCCCUACAUCGGCGACGUUUACAGGUGCAAAUGAAAGCCCGAUUGGGAGCCCCAUCUUCCCGUCUCUGAACUCGGCAAGUUCUUCCGUAAUAAACUCCCCUGCAUCGGCUUUCCCUUCGACAUCUUCGUGGGGGUCAGGGACACGGCACCCUGGCCGGAGACUUUCUGUUCCUGGCUCUGGAUUACACAGCGAUAGGAUGCUCCCAAUGCCGGGCCCAGCUCUUAGGUAUCGUUCCACGGCUGCCCCUGCCCCUGCCCCUGGCACUGCCGCUUCCUUACGAGCUCGCAGCGGGAUGGCCAUGUCCCCCGAAGAGGAAGAAGAGAAGAUUAAACGUCGGAGGACGUGGCACGAGUCUGGCCCAGAGGCCUCAGCUGCUCGAGAAUUGUUCUCUCCGUCCAACACAUCACACGGUGAUCGUUCACUGCUAGGUAUCGGAGGGCAGAGUGCAUCUCAAUCUCAUACUCAACUUCCUGCGAUAUCAAGUCUUCUCAAUUUAAAUGAUACUUCUCCAUCACUACGACACACUCCGCCUCCAAGGAGGGCACCGGUGGAGCCAGAGCCAACCCACGAUCUUAGCAUAAGGAUGGCUUCAUUGGGUGGGGGUUUAAGAACGAUGUCGAGUAGGACGCUGAGAGGACAUUCUAGGUCUCAAAGUGACGACUUCAUGUCGGGCAACUCCCGGCACGAGCGGAGGUGGGGAAUGCAUUCUUCUACUGAUGCACCUAGUGUACGCUGGUCCGGUGACACGAGGGAUAACAUUAGCCAGUCAUGGAAUAGCCCCGGUAGCAGACGGGAGCCGAAUGGCCACCUGCCAGGAAUUUUAAGUUCACCACGGCACCCGGAGCCACUGAGGCAGGCAUUCGUUUAUCCAAGUAGUGGGAGCGGGGUGCAAAGUGGGUGGGGGCGUAAACGCUGCCAUAGGGAUUCAGUUGGGAGUGGAGAAGAUACGAGCGGAAGCGAAGGAGUUGUUACGCCAUCAACGAAUGAGGAAUUGCAUCCUGGGAUUGUCGGAGAAGGAACUGCGGAGGUUGACGAGCCACACAUUGUAAGUCCUUCUCUUUUUUUUUCUUUUCCCCCUACCCCUUUGGAUCUCUGUUCUGACGAAGGUUUAGAGCCACCACAAGCCGAUGCCUAUUGCUCUGGCUCCCGGUAAUCCAACGGGGAGCGCGCAUCCCGAUACCCCUGUCCGGGACUCUGGAUCCUUUAGGCUCGAUGUGCUAGUUUCUGCAGCGGCAACAAUGGUAGCCGCGGAUAUCGCCGGGGCAGAACGCCAACGGUCCCGGCCUUAGUGGGGGACAGUAAUUCCAUUGUAUCUCUUCUGGUCCUUUCGGGUCCCCAUACUCACUCGGGAAUUGGCUUUUCGAACUGUGAAUGUCACUAUCUUUCUCCCCCUCACCUCGAGCUAUGAAUGAGUCACGUUUUGAACUGGUCCCGGACAAGCGAUUGAUUUCUGUUCCUUGUAUUAUUUGUUUUCACGCCUUGGGUUUUUUUUACGCAGCCAUUUGAUUUGAUUCAUCCACCUUUUUUCCAUCCAUUAUUGGCGGCUCUGAUCUGAACGACUUUACGAAUCUGCAUGCAUCCAUCACGAUAUCGACAGCUAGUUUCUUUUCUUUCUUUCUCUUUUCUCUUUUCUCUUUUCUUUUGGUUAUUGCGGAAGCGAUUCGCUUCUUUUGACUUCUUCUCUUGUGUUUUAACAUAUUUCUUAUGACUAUAUGGUCAUUUGAAUGUCUCGGGGGAUUCGCAAUAUCUUAUCUUCUGGCAUCGGCUCUCUAGGGGUUCUUUUCUCCUUUUUCCUUUACUAGGGACGGUUUUUCCUUUUUUUGGGAGGGUCUGUUUUGAGUUAUCGGCUGGUUUGGUUUGGCACUUUGAAUUUGGUCUUUUUCGCACUCUUGUUUGCUUCCACAGUGGAUUCAUUCAUCUGCCCCUUUUUACCUUUUUCCCAUUUUCCCAUUUCGUUGUUUAUACUUUACCUCCUCCCCAUUCCCCUCUAUCAAAUCUGGGUGGCUUCCGCCCCCCCUCCCCCCAUAUCUUUCAUCGGGGGUUCCUCCAUGUUUCCUAUGGGCGGUAGGCUCCUUCUGCGCGAUCUCUUUCUUGUCUUUUUUCUCUCUUUUCCAAUAUUUCUUUGAGCUUUGUUCUGCGCGCACGCAUUGCUUUUACCCGGGUGGCUAACUGUCGUUCUGCGUUUAUUCUGUUUCGUGCUUUCAGAUUACUACCCUUCUACUUAUCUAGGGUUCUUUUCCUUUUCCUUUCUUUUUUCC
Molecule: messenger RNA, 3304 nt
Organism: Tuber melanosporum (Perigord truffle)
Lineage: Eukaryota; Fungi; Ascomycota; Pezizomycetes; Pezizales; Tuberaceae
Exons: 2
Coding region: 1-2199 (732 amino acids)
Biological process (GO): regulation of transcription by RNA polymerase II
Molecular function (GO): DNA-binding transcription factor activity, RNA polymerase II-specific; RNA polymerase II cis-regulatory region sequence-specific DNA binding
Source: RefSeq, a predicted model, not a curated record